Messenger RNA from Tetrahymena thermophila SB210, 8922 nucleotides. Its product is annotated as WD domain, G-beta repeat protein. Gene Ontology annotation, molecular function: protein binding. The record is from RefSeq and is a predicted model, not a curated record. NCBI's taxonomy places the organism in Eukaryota, Ciliophora, Oligohymenophorea, Hymenostomatida, Tetrahymenidae. The transcript is spliced from 13 exons.
AUGAAAUAAACUUUGAAAUUAGUAUUAGUACUUCUUGGAUUUUAUCCUAAAUUUUUAAUAUGCUUAAUUUGCGACCCGAAAUGCAUAUCUUGUGAUUUUUUAGCGAACUGUAGUUCAUGUUAAAUAGGCUAUACUCUAGAUCCUGUUUCAUAAAAUUGCAUAUCACAAUGCAAUAAUGGAAUGUACUAUUUCGAGCCUUCUUAAUAAUGCUUACCUAGCUGUCCUUAAGGCUUUUUUGAAAAUUAAUAAACUAACGCUUGUGCAUCUGUAAAUUAAUGUGAUCAACUUACUUAUUAAAGUGGUAAUAAAGGAUUUUAAUUUCAUAUAAGUUCAUAAGUUUACUAGAAUCUAUUGAUUGUUAGUGGCAAGUAAAGCUAAGGAGCUAAUGCGGAAAGCUAUUUAAAUGUAUAUACACUCAAAAACGAUCAAUAUGGAUUCUAUACAUAUGGAACACUUGAUGGACAUAAUUCUUCUAUUAUAUCUUUAACUAUGCUUGAUGGAUAAUACAAUUAAGUUCUCAUUACUGUAAGUAAAAAAAUGAUUAUAGCGUGGGAUAUGCAAUAUGGAGUGUUUAAAUCUAGAUUAAAUUUCACAAGCUAAUAAUUUGUAGAUGCAAAUUCAUUCUAUCUAGACAGUAGCAUGUUGGUCCUUAAUUAUAUUGAUAGUAACCAAUUUGUAGUAUUUUUUCAUAAAAACUGGGUUUAAUCAUUAUUUUCUCCUAACUAAAUUACUUCUACUUAUUUCUCUACUUUCUUUACUAAAUUCUAAAGAGUGCAUACAUUUCCUAUUGUUGGGUUUAAAUUGCUUCUUACUAAUUAUUUAAUUAGUUUUGAUAAUAAUAAAAUAGUACAGUGGAGCAUCACAAAUAGUUAGGAUUAUAAAAUUUAUUCAAAUUUUAAUUUCACAAUAAAUAAAAUUUUCACUUUCCCUUAUUAUCAAGAUUAUCAAAACACUAGUCUUGUUGCUGUGACGUAUUAAGAUAAUGCUAUGAUUAGCUUUAUAAUUAGUCGAAAUGAUUCUUAAAUUGUGUCAUUUAAUACUAAUCAUUAAUAACCUAUCUUCAACAUUUUAUUUGACUAAAAUAUUUAAGCGCAAUAUUUAAUACAAUAAAAUAUUUUUCAAUUUAUUUCAUCUAGCUAGACGGAACUUAAGAUAUUUUAAUUUAAUAUGAAUACUAAUGAAUAUCUGCCUAUUUCAAAUUUUUAGUCAUAAUAUUUCCUAAUAAAAUAAUUAGGAAAUCAAACUUUUAUUUUGAAUUCAAGCGGAUUAAACUUGAUAUCUAUAAUGCAAUAAUAAGAGCCAACCCAGUCAUAAUAAACAGUUUAAAGCUAAAAUGUAUAAUUACUUAACAUUUUGCCAUCUACUUUUACUUCUAGCAAUUAAAUUGCGGACAUUGAACUGGCGAAUAUAGAUAAUAAUUAAGUUAUUGUAGUGGUUGGAAGAGAAUUAAGAUUUUUUUCAUCUUAGAUUUAACAAUCAAAGACGACGUUCAUGCAAAAAAAUGUACUAAGCAAAAGCUCAGGUUCUUAUUAAAGACAUAAUGGAUAAAUAAACGGAGUUGUUUUCGAUUAAAGUUAAAACCUUUUUAUUACUUAUAGCUCGGAUGGUGCCUUUGCAGUGUGGGAUAUAAUACAAAAUAAUAUGCUGAACUAAAAACCACUUUAUUUUUAAUUACCUCCUUGGUGUUAAUAAUAAGAUUUUUGUUAAACUCCCUUAAAUAAAGCCUAAGUAAUUAUGAAUGGAGUUAUUCUAUCAUUGUACAGUAAUAACAUAUUUAUAACUUGGAAUAUCAGCAGAUAUUCAGUAUCUCUAAGACAAACAUAUUAACUCCCAAGUUAAUAACUCUAAAUAAUAAAUUAUGGUUUUUUCAAUCAAUAUCUAUUUAUGAGUAACAACAAGGAGUUAUUAAUUUAUAAUUUUAGUUAAAGUGAAACUUAAAUAGUGAAUAGCUAAUAUUAAGUUUUUACUGGAAAUAUAACACAAAUUUAAUUGGCAUAAUUUAACAACACGUUUUACUUGCUAGAGACUCUUCAAUUAUAAUUAUCUAAUGGUACUUAAUCAUUUUUAAGAGCUUCAUACCUUUCAAAUUUUACUCUUUUCAAGAAUGUAACAAUUUAAUAAUAAUGCUUGGAAUUAGAAUAUUUCUAGUAGACCUAAAGAAUUAUAGUUAAUUAUUAUGCUUAAAAUCUUACUGUUAUUUCUUUCCCUCUCUUGAAUUCUACAAAUAUUUAAUCUUAUGAUACUCAGAUAGUCACAUAAGUAUAUUCACCAAGUUAAGACUCUUUCCUCUUUAUAACUUCAUCUACAUUAAUGAUUUAGUACCUUCGAAAUGGUACUUCUUACUCAUUAAAUUACCCUGAUAAUGUUCCUCUACCAAGGACUAACUUUGGACUUAUCUACAAACAGCAAAUUUUAACAACUUCUAUUGGUUAUUCAUAUUUUUAGAAUACUGGUUUUUCUCAAAUGGGAAAUUUUAUUAUCAAUCUGGUAUAUAAUAAUUACAGAACAUGCUCACUUUUUUCCUUUAAAGACGAAAUAUCAAGCAUAAGCAUAAUUAAUAGUUCUAUUGCUUUUGUGGGUUUUAAAAAUGGAAAUAUUCAAAUUGCUUAAUACUCAUGUGAUAAUUAAAUGUAUGGAAUAAGUACUGUUAGUACUUAAAAUAUUAUUUAUAAUCAAUACCUAAAAAAGAAUUACUAUUUUGCUUUAUCAAAAAUAAUAAUUGCUGAUUUGUACAAUAAGACAAGCAUAACGCUUCCUUACGGACACCCUAAAACUACAUCAGUUAAAGUUAUACAAGACGAUAUUAAUGGAAACAUGAUUACUUAUUCAUUAGAGAGCACAUAAAAUUUAUAUAAAUUCGAUUAGAAAAAUUAAGUUGCAACGUAAUUUUUGAAUGGCCAUAAUGCUACUGUAGAUUAUGCUUUUUUAGAUGUGAAUAGAGGUGUUUUAAUAACUCAUUCAGCUGAUUUAAAGGAUUUAUAAGUUAUUGUUUGGUCGUAUAUAUUUACUACUCAGUUAAAUGUGUUUUUAGAUAUAAAAUAAUUUAAUCAACUUACUCCGAUUGUUAGCAUUUCUGCUGCUCUAAUAGAUAUGGAUAGAUAAUAAGUGAUGAUACUUACAACUUAAGGAACUUUAUUUAGUUUUAAUUAUAUUAACUAUAAAGUUACUACUUAAUUUUUAAUCUAAAAUGCUAUCACAUUUUACUUAGAUUCUAUUUACUAUAAAUUCUAUUUACUAUGCAAUAUAAAUAGAAUUUAAGUAAGGAACUAUUUGACCCUUAAUCUUGAAAAUGAAAUUGUAGCAAACUCACCAAUUCAGAUAUAAACAAUUACUCCUAGAAAAAAUUGGAUAGUUAUAGUUUCUUAGACAUAUUUAACAAUAGUAAAUAGAAGCAAAUAAUAAUACUAAUCUGGUAUCUUUUGUGGUAACUAUUGUGGAAACUACGUGGUUUCUGAUAAACUUAACUAACUAUUUUCCUAUGCAAGCAAUAACUCAAACGGCUUAGACGUUUUUAAUAUCAUAAAUGGAUAGUAUCUUUAUUCUAUAAAUGGCUAUGAAGAUUUAAAUAUAGGCACAAUCAGAUUAGUUUUAAUUGAUGAUGUUAACUAUCUACUUUUUAUAGGAAAGCUAAGUUUCUUUACGACUGCUAUCUUUAACUAUCUCACAUAACAAUACGUUGGUUUUUCAUUUGAAUCCAUAUUCCUAUUUUAUGGCUUAAUAAAUAAUUAAUUUAAUAUGGUGACUGUUGUUGCUAGUAAUGCAUACAACAUGAGAAGUCUUCAGGAAUAAGUUGUUAGUGCAUUUAAAUUUUAAGAUAAUUACAAAGUAAAGUCAAUUGAUUACUACACUAGCAGUCAAGGAGACAUAUACUUUUUAGAUGGCAAUCAAUAAGUUAAAAGAUACAGUUAGCAAGAUUAAUAAAUAAAAAUUAUUAGUUAACUUUAAAAUUAUAGAUAGAUAUAAUACUUUAAUGGAUUUGUUUAUGUUCUUAAUUAAUAACAAUUAGUAAAAUAUACUGACAAAUUUGAAUAGAUACCUUAAAAUUCUACUUUAAAUAUGUUUGGAAACCAAAUACUUGGUGUAUAAAAUAAUUAGAUAUUUAUCUACACUUUCAAUCAAACGAUUGUAUAAGUAGACUGUUAAUAAUUAAUAAUAGUAAACUAAAUUAAUCUAACUUCUUCUCUAAUCUAAUAUUCCUUCGUAUAAUCUCUUAAUGACUUGAUAAUAAUUUCUCAGGAUGGUAGCUUAAUAAGAUAUAAUUAUAUUAGUUAUACUACUCUAUUAUAAAUAUCUGCUGGUUAUUAUUAUUUUUAUUGUAACCUCGAUUUAAAUUUGAUUUUUAUUGCUUCAUCAGCAAGACAACAAAUAGAAGUCUAUUACUAUUCGAGCUUAUUUACUAAUUUUACUAACUUUUAGCUCAGAAAUUUAACUUAUUCAAAUACAACAAUCAUUAGAUAGAUGUUUAUUGAUUAGUAGUUCAGUAAUUUAUUUAUUGCAUAAUAAAAUGAUAGGAUAAUAGACAUCUAUUCCUUUUAAUUUACAAAAUAACCACCCAGCAUUAAUUUCACUAAGGCAAACUACAUACCAUACAUAAAUGCAGCUAAAUAUAUAAAGGUAAAUUUUGUUGAUAAGUACAUUUAAGUUUAAAUCCCUUGGUCUAUUUCUUACUAUGACAGAUAAUCAUUUAAUUUCUAAUGGCAAGUUUAAGAUCCAAUUUUCAUUUAAUCAAUAAAUUAAUACAUAAGUGAUCCCUCAUAUCCAGAGCUAGUAUUCAUCACUUAAAAUACUCUUUUCACUAUAGUGUAUUAAAAUAUAUCAACCUAAACAUUUAAUCUUUUAGUUAACUACACACUAGACUAUCCAAUCAUAUACAAAUUAAACAUAAACAAAAAUUUUGAUUUAUACUCAGUCUAGACCCUAUUACUCGUCAGUGGAGACAUCGUUAAUUACUAGAUUAGCAUUCCAAUAGUUAAUGGUAUUCCUUAAUAAAGCUAUUUCAAUAAUUGUUUUGUUUAAAUAAGUAACCCUUCAGCAUAAUUUUAAGUUUAGAAUUAAUUGUCCAAUCUAUAAAGCUAUUUUUCCUCAUUUAAUUACCAAUCUUAAGGAAUAAACAUACUGAUUAAUGGCUCAAAUUUCAUAUAUUAUUCUGAUCAAAUGAAAAGCUUAAAUGCCUUCACUUAGUAUUAAGGAAAUUAACUUACUGAUAGCUUAGAUGUUGACAAUAAUUUAUUCAGAAAUAACUAAAAUUAUGAAUUUGAUUUAUCAAAUUAUAACUUAGUUUUGCUAAACAAACCAGUUAGAGCAUAAUUUAGCCAAUAUACAAAUGUUUUGUAGUUGACAAAUAUUUCUUUUUCUUAGUCUGAUUAAACUCAGACAGUGAAUACUACAAUAAUCAUUUCGAAUAUGUCUAAUAUAGUGUUUAGAAAUAUAACUUUGAAAUAAAUUAGACUAUAAGGAUAGGUAAGCUUAUUUAGUUUUUAUAACUGCUCAAAUGUCACAAUUGAGAAUAUUCAAAUCGAAAAUGUCGAAAUAUUUGAUUUAAUUUCAAUAUUUAAAUUUUAAGAUAUUUCAAAUAUUUAAAUCAGCAAUUUAUCUCUAAAAUAGAUAAGCUAUUAAGCUUCUACUACUACUAAUAAUAAUAGAGUUUUAAUUGAAACUAAUUAGCUGAAAUAGUAUUUAUUUCAAUUCUAUUAAAUUCAAAUAUUAAAUAUUUAGUAACUUUAAAUAGAAAAAAUUAAUGGAAAUGAAAACCAAAUAAUUUUUGAUAUUUAAUAAAGCAAAUAAAAUAAUUUCAGUAAUGUUUAUAUAAGUCAAAUCUUAAAUACACAAAUAAUUUGUUACGUUAACUUUUUUUAAGAAAGUCUUCAAACAAAAUUUUUAUAUGAUGACAUUUUGAUUCUAGCAAAUUUUAAUAUUUUAAAUUGCCAAAAUUUUAUUUCUAGUGUAAUAUACUUUAAAGGAACUUAGCUUUAAGUUACAUAAUCUCAAUUUAAUUAUAUUAAUUGCUAAAGUUGCACUGGAUCAAGCAUUAACAUAUAUCAAACUGAAAUAAUUACAAUAUAGAAUAGCUAAUUUUAAAAUAACUUUGGGCAAAAUGGCGGUAGUUUAGGAAUUAUAGAAUGUUUAGGUAAUUAAUCUUAAAUAAUAAAUUCAUAAUUUAUAAGGAAUAAUGCUUCUAACAGUGGAGGUGCAAUCUAUUUAUCUAAAUCCUAUAUUAAACUAUCUAAUGAUGUUUUUAAAGAAAAUUUUGCUCUAAUUGGAGGAGCUAUUAGAUAUGUUAACGGCAAACCAAAAUAUUUUAAUAAAAAAGACUUUUAAAGCAGCGGAGUUUAAUUUGAUUCUAAUUCUGCUACUAUCCAUAGCUAAAACUGGGGCUCAUACUUAUAAUACGUGGUUCCUUAGUAAAUAAAUAUUAAAAAAGAUAGAUUAAUUUAAGAGUAGCUAUAAGAAAUAGAUAGCUCAAAUUUAAAAUAAAGAUAACUUAAAAAAAGAUAAUAUUCAUUUAAAAAUAUAUAAAGUGGAGGAUUUGUUGAUUUGCAAUUUUAAAUAUAUGAUGAAGAAAAUAACCUCCUCAACUAUAACAUUACUAAUUGCGUAAAUAAGAUUUAUCCUUAAUAAAUAUGCGAUGAGUUAAGUCUAAUUGAACUUACUUUAUUUUCAGAAGAUAGUAACAUUCUUAGAGUUUUAGGAUCUUAUAUGGCUUAAUACAAGUCAUUUAUACAGUCAAUUUCAGCUUUUUAAAUAUUAGGAACAUAGAUUAUGGGAAAUCCUUAAAGUUAGUAAUUUAUCAUUUUAUAAGCAUAAGGUCUAAAGCAGUAUGAGGAAAUGAUAAGCAAUGAGGAUUUGAUUUAUUAGUUAUCUGAAAAUAUCUACUAAGAUAAAUAUGAGAUUAAUUUUCGUGAUUGUCAAAUAGGUGAAAUAUUUUAACUUUCUCAAGAAAUAUAUUUAUGCCAUGUGUGUUUAUAGGGGACAUAUUCUCUCUAAACUCCAAAUAAAAGUGAAUAAACUCAAUGCAAAUCAUGUCCUGAAGAAGCCAGCUUUUGCUUUAAAAACUAAAUGGAGCUGAAACUAGGUUAUUGGAAAAGCAAAAACCUCACAGAUCUAAUUUAUUAAUGUGAUUUUUAUGAUAAUUGUAAUGGAGACUAAAUGAAAAAUUAUUGUAUUGAGGGGCAUUAUGGUCCACUUUGCUAAUUUUGUGAUGAGAAAGGAGUUAUGUGGGGAUCAUAGUAUCAAUACAAUAACAAGAACGGUUGUGUUAAUUGUACAACUAUGACUAUAGUCUAUGCUAUAUUUAGCGCCUUACUAAUUACAACAAUACUAGUCUUAUUUUUUAUUUUCAAUAUAUUUCAAUCUAUAAAAGCAUCUUAAAGAGUUGUUUUAGCUCACUACUUGCGUAUUUUUAAGUUUUUAAGCAUAAGUAGAUCAUCUCAAAAAAAUGAAGUUAAUUUGGCUGUUAAGGCCUUUACUUCAUUUUUACAACUAUAUAAAUUAAUAUCAGACUUUAAUAUAAAGCUUCCUUCAAUAAUAUCUAUCGCUCCUGGUCUAUUUGGAGAACCUUCAUCCUCUUUAAUUUUCAAUACCACAUGCUAAAUAGCAUAUUUAGCAACAGAUAAUAUGCCUAAUUUGUAUUGGAAGUCAUUGUUUUCUAUGCUUUCUCCAUUAAUGUUUGCCAAAUUAUUGUUUCUAUUUUACUUUAUAUUGCUACAUUAAAAAUACAACAUAAAACUGAAUAAAUCUCAACUAAUUUUUAGUUUUAUUUUCUUACUCUAGUAUACAUAGCCUAAUAUUGUUUAGCAUUUGAUUUAAUAAAUUACUUGUAGAGAAAUUGAUGGAAAGAAGUAUAUCAGAGCUGAUUAUACUUACGAAUGCUAUACUUAAUAGCAUAAAAACUAUAUCUUUUUAAUGCUUGGACCGGGACUUUUGCUAUAUAGUAUAAUAUAUCCUACUUUCAUAUUUAUUGUGCUAUAUAGAUCAAGAAAAUAAUUAAGUGACGCCUUAGUUAGAUUAAAAUAUGGAUAUAUCUAUUAAGAUUAUAAAGAAAAAUGCUUUUAUUGGGAAAUACCAAAAUAUUUGUUGAAGCUGUCUAUAAUAAUAGUUUUAAAUUUUUAUAAUCCUUCUUCGUAAAAAUAUAAAUUCUUAGCUAUAUUUAUGGCUAUUGUAGCUUACUAUGUCUCGUUAUGUGUAUUUAAACCUUACUAAAUAAAAAGGUAUUAAUAGAUAGAUUAAAAUAGUUCUAUUAUUUUGAUGAUUGUUUGCCUACUUAACUACUUUUUAAAUACGAGUAUUAGUGACUUUGAAGUUUAUUUUUAUUAUACACUUUUAUUACUUUGCUAAUAUGUAAAUGGUGGAUAUUUAGUGUUGCUUAUAAUCAAAUUUUAGUUAAUAGCAAAUUUCGAUUUCAUAAUAACUAAAUUACACUCUAAAUUUAUUUGUUUAUAACAACUUUUAACAAAAAUUAAAUUUAGUUCAGAAAAGGAUAUUUAAAAAGCAUUAAAAAAUUGGAUGAUAUUAUAUAAAAAAUUAUAACAAAUUAAAGUAUAAAAAUCACCUAAUCUUAAUGUUUAAGAUCAAAUGUAAAAUGCUGAAAGAUUAUAGUUUGAUAAUAAUUCCGUAUAAGUUAAUAACGAUAGGGUUAAGAAUAGAUUAAGCUCUUUAUUAGCAAAAAGAAAAUUUAAAAUAAAUUAAAUUUAUGGUUAAAUUGAAGUUGACACUAUUCUAGAAAAUGAAAAUUAGUUUUAAAAUGAUUAAGAAAACACAAUGGCUGAUUAAUCGCCUUUAUAUUAAGAAAGAAGAUCUAGCCAAUCAAGUCCUUUAUGCACGAAAAGCAAUUAUACAAGUCCAUUGAUUAAUAUUUACGGAACUAUUUAAGUGGAUACUCUCCAAGAGGAAAUUAAUAAUUAAAAAUUAACUCAAAAUGAAUGA